Molecule: messenger RNA, 2451 nt
Organism: Trichoplusia ni (cabbage looper)
Lineage: Eukaryota; Metazoa; Arthropoda; Insecta; Lepidoptera; Noctuidae
Product: myrosinase 1-like
Exons: 9
Coding region: 708-2237 (509 amino acids)
Biological process (GO): carbohydrate metabolic process
Molecular function (GO): beta-glucosidase activity
Source: RefSeq, a predicted model, not a curated record
GUUUCUACAUUUCUAUUGUUUAUAGAUUAAGAGCUAGAGUGAAUAGGUGCAUGAGAAAAGUGAGGGAGAGAGCGAAUUCCAUAAGUUAUUAAUUCAAUUUCUUCCGUAAGUUAUAAAUCUAAAAUGAUGUAAUGCAAUAAAAAAGAAACACAAAAGUGUUUCGAAUUUUAUCGAAACAAAUCCUCAUUAAAAAGUCCGAUAAUUGUGCAUACGGUAGGUAUAAUUAAUUGUUAUCGUAAAUAUAAAAUUUUCUUGUAAGAUUUAAGUUUGCCAUUCGCCAGCUGUAGCUACGUACUUUAAUAACAAAAACGGUUUUUACUUAACAGAGUAACUUAAAUGGAGUUUUCUGUCGCUUCAUAUCAAUAUGAAUAUCAAUUUUGGAGCCGCGCAACUGGAGAUAUUAAUAUUAACGUUACAAAUGUGUCUAACAAAAGCCUAAUUGAAAUAGUUUUUGUUUCUUAUCACACAAGCCAUACAUUCGUAAUUUUACGAUAGGAAUUUUUGUCACAAUUUGAACUUAUUAUAUCAUGGUCACCCCAACUCCGAAUAAGGAAAUACUAAGCUUAAUAAAAUAUUAAUAGGCUAAUACGUGCAUUUUUGUAACAUCCUGUAUAAGUUCUGUUUAUUAUUAGUGCAAUGCCAACAGGCUAUCUAUUAGUGGUGCACAUAGUUGCGGGACUCCGGCCGGGGUUCGUGAUAACACUAUAAUGUAUCAUUAUAUAUAUUUCCACUGUUUAAUUCACAUCAUUUUAAUAUUUCGUGUACAAGCAACAGUAAAAGAACGCAAUGAAUUGGAUUCGAAGUUGUGUUUUCACAGUUCCUUCGCGUUCGGUGUAGCUACCGCCUCUUUCCAGAUUGAAGGUGCCUGGAAUGUAUCAGGUAAAGGCGAGAGCAUAUGGGACAGGUAUACUCACGAGCACCCAGAGCGCGUCUUCGACCACAAGAACGCUGACGUGGCUGAUGGGUCCUACUACAAGGUGAAGGAAGAUGUCCAGCUACUCUCGCAGUUGGGAGUCAACUUCUACCGGUUUUCAAUCUCCUGGCCUCGGAUACUGCCUGAUGGGUUAAGCAAUAAUGUAAACGAAGACGGCAUACGGUACUACAAGGAGCUGAUAGAGGAGUUACGUAAAAACAAGAUCACUCCAGUGGCCACCAUGUACCACUGGGACCUGCCUCAGAGCCUGCAAGAGCUUGGCGGUUGGACUAACCCUAUUAUAGCUGAUUAUUUUGUGGAUUACGCACGUGUACUUUUAGAUAACUUCGGAGACACUGUAAAGGUCUGGUUGACGUUCAACGAGCCUCUAACGUUUUGCGAGAAUGGCUAUGGAGGUGACGACGCUCCAGGCGGCAGGUCCAGCGGGUUCGAGGACUACAUGUGUGGGCAUAAUGUGCUCAGAGCACACGGCAUGGUCUACCGCAUGUUUGACCAGAAAUAUCGGAAAAUUACCAAAGGUGUCAUGGGCAUAACAAAUGUCUUUCCGUGGAUAGAGCCAGCGACGACGUCACGAGAAGACCAAAAGGCCGCUGAUGCUGCCAGACAGUUCAUGUUCGGUUGGUACGCAAAUCCAAUCUUCUCGCAACAGGGCGACUAUCCCCAAGUGAUGAGGAAAGCGGUGGACGCCAACUCCAAACGCCAGGGCUUCCCUCGCUCCCGUCUACCGUACUUCACAGCCGAAGAAGUGGAAAUGAUUCGGGGAUCCUUCGACUUCAUGGGUCUGAACCAUUACACCACUUACUUAGCAGCACCGGGCUCAGGGAAAAUCAGUACUAAACCGUCAUAUCAAGAUGAUAUAAACGCGAUAAUUACACAAAAGGAUGAGUGGCCCAAGUCUAAUUCUACGUGGUUAAGGGUAGUGCCAUGGGGCUUCAGGAGAUGUUUAAACUGGAUUAAGAACGCCUACAACAACCCUAAGAUCUUGAUCACGGAGAAUGGGGUGUCUUUUGAAGCCGGCCUUCACGAUACCAAACGUGUGAACUACAUCGAUGCGUAUCUUCGGGCAUUACAUGCGGCCAUCUAUAAAGAUGGUUGUCAUGUUCUGGGGUAUACCUACUGGAGCCUGAUGGACAACUUUGAAUGGAUGAGGGGCUACUCGGAACGGUUUGGCUUGUAUCAGGUUGAUUACGAGUCUCAGAACCUCACGAGAACGCCCCGUCUAUCAGCUAAGUACUUCUCAAACGUGGCCAAGACCGGUUGCUUGCCUGACGACUAUACUGACUACACUUAUAAUACUGACUAAAAAGUUUAAAGUCAACUAUUCGUCAUGAUAUUAUUAGCUUUAUCUUGCCCAUAUCAUGUUGUCUCUAUCACUUUAAAAGGUUGAAUAGAGAUAGAUAGAUUAUGAAUUUACAGUUGUGUUUCGUUUGUGUAUACUGCGGAGUUUGUAAUGUUAGUGCUCGAUGUUAGUUACAUAUUAAAAGUAUUAAAUUGAGGUCAUCAAACUCAUCAUUAUA